Messenger RNA from Dimorphilus gyrociliatus, 2462 nucleotides. Lineage: Eukaryota; Metazoa; Annelida; Polychaeta; Dinophilidae. The record is from the annotation of a GenBank genome assembly.
GUUAUUAUUUUUCAUCCAAGCACUCUUAAAGUAUCUAAAAAACUUGUUAAAACAUGGUUAAUAAAGCUAACUACUUUGUAAUUAUGAACAAGAGAGAAAUUAAGAGACAAGUGAAGGAAAUGAAAAAUAAUGUACAGAUGUUAAAGAAGGAAUCAUUCAUGACCAAACAAUACUUAGAUAUGCUGUACGGUAACGAUUUGAUUGAACUUUUCAAAGAAGAAUAUGGUAUUAUUGAAGAACCAGACGAUUUCGCAUCUUCACUUCUCAGCUGCCUUUUUCCAUCCUCUGAUUUUGAACCGCUGAACGAAGAGACCGAUAACGAUACUGAGCCAGAUAUGUCAACUAUUACUACUCCUGAACAGCAAACCGUUGCGGAGUGUUACGUUGAUGGUUCAAGCGGCAAAGGAUGCACAGGAGCUGUCGAUUUAGAUCUAAGCGAAGCCCAAGGAGCUUGUGGUGGAUUUGAAGACAAAGGUUUCGACCAGGCUUGUGGUGGAUUCGAUGCUAGCGAAGGUUACGAUCAAGCUUGCGGUGGAUUUGAAGAUAAGGGUUACGAUCAAGCUUGUGGUGGAUUUGAAGACAAGGGUUACGAUCAAGCUUGUGGUGAAUUGGAUUUAGAAUCUAGUGGUGUUCGUAUUGCCAUUAAAAAGAAAUCUAGAAAUGAGAUAAUAAGAGAAGUAUUUGGUACUAUGGAUUUUGGAAUAGAAUAUGAAGAUCAAGCAUGCGGCGGUUUCGAUUUAGCUGAUAAGUGUAGAGAUAAGGCUUGUCAAGAAUUAAACUUUCUUCCAAAGUAUGACGACGAACCUUGCAGCAGUUUCGAUUUUAAGGAAGGCUUUAGGAGUCGAACUCGAAGUAAUGAAUUGUAUAACGAGCAAGAAAUGUUCAGAGAGGCCUGUGUCCCCGAUAUGGAUCUUGGACUUUACAGUAAGAAUUUUUACACAGCAUUUUUUUUUUACUCGCACUUUCUUUAUUACUUUCCAGACCCAUAUAGUUUUACUAUUAAAAAAAAGAAAAAUACACCCCGUAAAGAAUAUGAAAAAAUUGAUAUGGAGAUAAAGAUAGACGUCGAAGAGGAGGAUGAAAAGGACACUGAAAAGGUUGUUGAAAAAGAGGCUGAAAAGGUUGUUGAAAAAGAGGCUGAAAAGGUUGUUGAAAAAGAGGCUGAAAAGGUUGUUGAAAAAGAGGCUGAAACAGAUACCGAAGUAGAGACUGAGGUUGAAGCAGAGAAAGAUCCCGAAGUAGAAACCGAAAAAGAGAUGGCAAGGGAGACUGAAACAGAGACUGAAACAGAGAUUGAAACAGAGACUGAACGAGAGAUCGAAGGUGAGACCGAGCUAGAGACAGAAAAAGAAACUGAAAUAGAAACUGAGGUAGAAAAUGGACAAGUUGACCUUGUAAACUUUCAAGAAAAAACUGAUUACGAAUAUGACGAAGUUGUCGAUGAGGACGGUGACGACGACGAUUACUGUUAUACAAACGACGAAGUAUUUGAUAUUGAAGAUGAAGUUGAAUUAGAUGAAGAGGAAAUGCAACGUCGUAGAGAAAUUAUUGAAAGUUUACGGGAAAGUAUUAGAGAAGCCGAAAAAGAAAAACGAUAUACUUCGUUUGCCGAAAAAAUGAAAGAUUUCGAGGGAAUACAAACCUUAGGUUAUGAGACCAUCUAUAUUCAAGGAGCAGACAAUGUUGAUAAGAAAAAGAAGAAAAUUAAGAUUAGGAGGAAAUUAUUUAGGAAAAGGUCUGAGAGGCGACGAGCGAAAUUUGACGAAGACAUCGAUUUUGGCGAAGACUCUGAAGAUGACUGCAUUUUGAGAUUGAAAAAGGGCGGAAAGUUUCACUCUCUUUGUCUCGAUGGGCAAGAGGGCAGCGACGAUGAAACUAUCAUGAAUCCUGAAGGAAAUACAGAUCAAGAAGUUGUUCAAAAUGAACCUUAUAGGUUACCGAAUGGAGAAAUUGAUAGACGAACUCCCGAACAGUUUUUAGCCUUAUUUAGGCGGGCGAUUGAAGUUCAUAUUUUGCUUCUUCAGAGUGAACAAAGAACUGAGGAUAUGGAAGAACGCAUUGUAUUCUUGGAGAAACGAUUAAAUAUGUUAGAGAAAAGAGGUGUUUUCCGUAGAUUUUGGGAUCGAGUAACAUCAUUAAAAAAUCCAUUCAAAAAAGAACCGCAAGAAGAACUAACGGAAGAGAGAAAAAUUGAAUUGAGAAUCAUUAAGGCAAAGGAUAAAGAACAAGCUGCGAAGAGAAAGGCAGAGGAAAAGGAGAAAGCUAAGAGGAGGAAGGAAGAAGAAAAGGAAAAAGUUAGACGAAGAAAAGAGAGACAAAUUAGAAUAAAGAAGAUGGACCAGCAAGAAGGUAGAAACAUGAAACCACCAAGAAUAUCUCGCAACAAGGAGGAUAACAUUUUCCCGAAGAAUUCCAAUAUUGAUAAUGGAAUCUAUUAUCCAGGACCUUCUAUGGCGUUCUAA